Cucumis melo (muskmelon) is the source of this 1487-nucleotide messenger RNA. RefSeq lists its product as uncharacterized. Gene Ontology annotation, cellular component: endoplasmic reticulum; endoplasmic reticulum membrane. Bases 570 to 1229 code for a protein of 219 amino acids. Gene Ontology annotation, biological process: endoplasmic reticulum to Golgi vesicle-mediated transport; intracellular protein transport. Lineage: Eukaryota; Viridiplantae; Streptophyta; Magnoliopsida; Cucurbitales; Cucurbitaceae. The transcript has 2 exons. The record is from RefSeq and is a predicted model, not a curated record.
GUCUAAUCCCCAAUUGUUCAUCGUCUCUGUUUGCUUUCCUUUUUCUUCCUCUUUUUUAACUUUUCACACUUUACAUCUCCCCAUUUCUUUUUCAUUCUCAGGAAAAAAGCUAAUACCCACUUGAAGUCCUAGACCUAAAACCAAAACCCAUUAUUUCAUUUUUCACAAAAGUAAGACGUGGGCUUUCCUCAGGAGGAGCUUUCCUCUUCUCAUUUGGGCUAAUUUUCCAGAUCUGUAGCCUUUCAUCUCCCUCCUUUUCUGGGUGUAAGCUUGUUUACAAAUUUACUUACUAUAUGUCUGCUUGCAAGUAGCUGUUUUGUCUUAAAAACUUCGUCCUCCGCUUUGGAUUUUGGAGCUUGAAGGGAAAAAGAAGCUCCUUCAGGUGGAAUUAGAUAGGAAAAAUGGCUAAUGGGUUUUCAAAACAUUGCCAUUUUCUGUUGGGGAAAUGAAACUGGGGUUUUGAAGUUGUUUUUGUUUUGUUUUUAUAAGAUUGAAAUCGAACACCCUUUGAGGGAUUUAGGGUUUUUUUCUUUUGGAAGUGGUGGAUCUUUGAUUUGCCAGUGGCAAAGAUGAUUCAGUUAUUGUUUUUGGUUCUUUUUGCCGAGGGAGUUGUGGCAUUCCUCUUGCUGGUAAAGAUUGGGUUACUUAGAGAGUUUGUUAUAAAGAGUUUAGAUCAGCUGAAAAUGGGUAAAGGUCCAGCAACUGUUAAAACAAUUGCUGCUACCAUGUCUGUCAUUCUCUUGUCCAGUCUUAUGAACAUUGUUAAGAUCCAGAACAAAGGUGCAAAGCUUGGGACAAUGUCACCCAUGGAUCAGGUUCUUUGGAGGACACAGUUGCUUGAGGCUUCACUUAUUGGUUUUACCUUGUUCCUUGGUUUUAUAAUCGAUCGCAUGCACCAUUAUUUUCAAAAACUUAUUGGAUUAAGAGAGAACAUCGGAAGUUCAAAAGAGGAAGUAGAAAGGCUACAAAAAGAGAAAACAGAGCUAGCACAAAAGGAAGAGAAAUGUUCGAAGCAAAUAAAGGAGCUGCGAGAAGAAAUAUCAAUUUUGUCAGAAAACUUGAAGAAAGUAAAGCAGGAAAGUGAAGAAAAAGAUAAGAGGAUUGAAACUGCUGAUGCGCAUGUAACUUCUCUCCAGAAACAAGCUGCCGAUCUACUUCUCGAAUACGAUCGUCUACUUGAAGACAAUCAAAAUCUUCAAAAUCAAACACUAGGAGGAUAUAAAAAGUGAGGAAUUUUGCAGGAUAAUUUUUCACUCUAGUGGAAUAGAAAAGGGCCUACUGGUUUGAAGAAAUAUGAUGCUAAUGAUGCAUCUCAUGUUUCUUGAAAAUGAGUUUAAUUGAGAUUGAAAGAAAAAGAAUGAAAGACUGGGAAAUUCUAUUGAUUAAUGUCUUAGUUCAAAGGUUUUGUGAUUCUCAUGAUUCUAAUGAACAUCAAUUUACCAUAUUUUUGGUGCCUUCUUAAAUGGAAAUGCCAACUUUUACUGCCA